AUGGACGGCUCCGGCAACGGCCGCAAGAAGCUCAAGCACCGCCUCGCCGCCAUCCUCUCCGUCUUCUCCCGCCGCUCGGGCGGCAGGAAGCGCCGGGAUGAGGCGGCCGCGCCGCCGCCGCUGGCAUUGCCCUCCUACGGCCGCUUAGGAGCGGGCGGCAACGGCAAGAAGGUGGGCGGGCAGCACGACCGCCGCCUCUCCGUCUCGGCGCGGCGCGCCAUCCCGCUGAUCCGCAUCACCAUCGACUGCGCCGGCCGCCGCUCCGUCGACGCCGCCGACCCGUCCCUCCUCGCGCCGCUCGACGCCGACGCCAACGCCAAGAAGAUGGAGACCAGCGAGUGGGAGGGCCGCCAGUGCCCGCCCUCCUCCCCCUUCCCCGUCGCGCCCCUGCCACCGCUGCCAAAGUGGACCAAGGAGCGGGCCAGCACCACCACCCGCCGGCUCUCCACGCACUCCUCCCGCAGCAGGCUCCUGAUGAGCAGCUCCUCAUCCGACGACGAGUACGACGAGCACUCCUCGCGCAACCUCUUCUCCUCGCGGAGCUUCUCAUCCGACUCCUCCGACUUCUACAACUGCCCGCGCAAGAACACCGGCGCCACCACCAGAGCGCGCGCCUCCGUGUCCGGCCCGCCGUGCCGCGCCAGCGCGCGCCGUGGAUCGUCGCAGAGCUGCCGCUACAGCUUCGAGCUGCCCCGCGGGUCCACGGCGUCCGCGGCGACCGACGGCGGGUUCGCCGUCGUCAAGCGCUCCGCGGACCCGUACGAGGACUUCCGCAGGUCCAUGGAGGAGAUGAUCGCCGAAGGCGGUCACGGCCUCGAAGGCGAGGAGCAGGACGCGGAGGGGCUCCUCGAGACGUACCUCGUGCUCAACUCGCCGCGGCACUACCCGGCCAUCCUCGCCGCCUUCGCCGACGUGCGGGAGACGCUCUGCCCCUCAACUCCAUUCGAUCGGCUGUGA
Lolium rigidum is the source of this 957-nucleotide messenger RNA. Its product is annotated as transcription repressor OFP8-like. NCBI's taxonomy places the organism in Eukaryota, Viridiplantae, Streptophyta, Magnoliopsida, Poales, Poaceae. Gene Ontology annotation, biological process: negative regulation of DNA-templated transcription. The transcript has a single exon. Bases 1 to 957 code for a protein of 318 amino acids. The record is from RefSeq and is a predicted model, not a curated record.